Molecule: messenger RNA, 1123 nt
Organism: Acinonyx jubatus (cheetah)
Lineage: Eukaryota; Metazoa; Chordata; Mammalia; Carnivora; Felidae
Gene: FXYD3
Product: FXYD domain containing ion transport regulator 3
Biological process (GO): regulation of sodium ion transmembrane transporter activity
Cellular component (GO): membrane
Molecular function (GO): sodium channel regulator activity
Source: RefSeq, a predicted model, not a curated record
GGGCAGGCCUACCUGGGGAGGGAGGAAAUAAGGCUGCCAGGAGGAGCCUGACAGAGCCUGGGGCCGGGGCAGGGGCAGAAACGAGGUGGGGGGCAGAAGAUGGGCCUGGGGCUGCAGCCAGAUGACUCGUCUCUGCUCUGUGCCCCACGCCCGCCCCAGCCUCCGGUUCUGCCUUGCCCGCGCCUCGCCCCCAGCCGCCUGAGGAGCCGGCCGGGCCCCGGCCCUGGCCCAGCCCGAGGUCUGCAGAGUCUGGGCAGGGCAGGCAGGCUCCGAGCUGUCCUGUGGCAGACACACCCGGGAACCGGGCCUCUUGCCACCUGGCUCCCAACGUCCCGUUUCCCAAAACACCCCGAGGCCCUGAGAGUCCUGAGUGACGAGCAGCCUCCGCAGAGCCAGGCUGCUUUAAGUCCCGCUCCCUGCCGGGCUGACCCUACGCACCCAUUUCCAGCUUUCAGUUUCUCAGUUUCCCCAUCUGUAAGAUGGGGAUAACGGCAGGCAGCACCUCCCUCAUUUGGUCGCCAGGGCAAUUCGCUUCAAGCCCCAAGUUUGUGUCCAGCCAGCUGGACGCGGACAUGCGAGAGGUGACCCUAAGUCUGCUCAUCCUCCUGACAGGCCCGCCUGCCCUGGACGCCAACGACCCAGAAGAUAAAAACAGUCCUUUCUACUAUGACUGGCACAGACUCCGAAUCGGUGGACUCAUCUGUGCUGGGGUUCUGUGCACCAUCGGCAUCAUCGUCCUCAUGAGUGAGUGGGACACUGGUGGCCGUGCUGGCAGGGCAGGGCUGCGGGCCCGGGUCCUCUCUCCCAACCAUCCCCUCUCCCCAACAGGUGGGAAAUGCAAGUGCAAGUUCAGCCAGAAGCCCAGUCACCAUCCAGGGGACGCCCCUCCUCUCAUCACUCCAGGCUCUGCCCAUCACUGUUGAGGAUGGAUCGACCAAAAGGACAUGGACGUCCCUUCUCUUCCCCCAAGUCUUGGCUCUGCAUGGGGGCUUGGACUCCAGGAUGGAAGUCUCCCUCCUCUCCUCAGACCGCCUUGCCAGGGUCUCAUCUCACCUCUCACUGGGGGUGGGGGUGGGGUGUCUUUCUGUUCGAUUUUUAAUCUAAAAGUUGAUCGUGUCUCCUG